GUGUGUGUGUGUGUAAACACACAUUUAAACACUGUUUUUAAGAGUUCACUUGCUGCCUUUGGAUGCUCACUGGCAUGGACCAUGAACAGCACGAGAGCAUUCAAAGAUAGCAAGUGAACACUUUAGGAAAAAAAUUCUUUGUUGUUCCUCUCCUCCUUCCUCCACAGUGAAAUAAGAAGUGGUAGCAGGCCUGAAGUCACGGGGCCCAAGGCUUGGAUUGGAGCAGGGAGAGCAGAUUGCACCUUCAGCUCCUGAGGUGCCAAUAAACAAAAAUAAUAAUGUAAUAUAUGUAACAGUUAUAUCCCCAACACCACCUUUCUUUUUUUUUUUUAAUAAACACUCCUGAUGCUAGGUGAUUAUGGAAAAAUAGCAUUUUAGAACUAAAUUGACAAAAAUACUGCAAUAAAAGGGGUAGAAAGGGAAGCUGACAUCCUAGUGAAAGGGAAAAUGUGAGUCAGUAAUUGUACUGGUUUUUUUAAUGCAUGUGAAAUGUGAAGAAACUAACAGAGUAGGAAUCUCUGGGAGGCAAUGGCAAGUAGCUGUUUCCCCCUCUGAAACAAGAACUUGUGGGUAUUUUCAGACUGGGAGACUGGACUUAGUGAACUUGUAAGCUGUGGUAUUGUGAUGUAUCUUCCAAGAGCAUAAUUAAGAAGGAAUUAAUAGUCUUAGACUGUAAGAAACCAUUUUUCUCAUUUAAGUUAAAAUAAUGAGUUAGGAGGGAAAAGGAAAGACUGUUUUGAAGGACCCUUUGCAUACUCCAGUUAAAAACCCCAUACCUAUGAAGUGAUUUAACCAUAUCUGUGUAAACUUUGCUUUUACACAGCAUGGUCCAUAACCAUAGGAAGGGAUGUUUGUGUGGACCACCUGUUUCCUCUUCACGGUCCCACUGUUUCUACAGGAGGCACAUUGAUUGCAUGCUAAGUAAUGUUAAGAGCUUAGCGAUGAAACGUGACAUUGGAGCUGAAAAGAAGAAGCUGUGACUCUCUGUGGACUACCACUGAGACAGAGACCAUGUAUGGGUCAGCUACGUCACAGUCUGAAAAGCACCCUGAAAUCUCCAUCCCUCCAACAACUUGGGAGAUGCAGGGGGAGAUAGCAAUGUGACCUUUAUAAAUAGCUGAGUUAUGUCAAUUUUUUUUUUCUUGUGGCUUGGAUAUGGAGAAGCACAGACAGCCUGUGUGACUCUGAAGACUUCAGCGGAAAUGAAACAGGAAGCCAGAUCCUUUCACAGCUUGUUGAUCUGUGAAGACAAGCUGAAUCUGUAGAGACUCCUUUUCUAACCCCAGAAGAAAAGAAGCCAGGACAGAGAAAUCCAUCUGGGUGUAAUACUCUGGAGAGGAGAUGCAGAGGCAACAUGACAGAAGGAUCAGCAAGAACAGAGACCACUUCACUGAACACGAAAAGCGAAACAGAAUUAGCUCAGAGAGAAGUGUUGGAAGGCAUGAGGUGUGGUCCUGGAAAACAGCCAGCAAGGAAUCCCUGUGUCUCAUGUGGCAAAAAGUGAAAGUGCAGCUAAUGUUAAGCAUGUCCUUCCUCACCGCUCUUUUUUGGUAUUGUAGAAGGCUGUACGGCUUUUUAGCACAGCUGCUGAAACGGUGGAGCAAUUACCUUCAGAGGCAACUCAUAAGGAAUCUCAGUGUGCUGCCAGAAGUUGAUCUACUUGGUUAUAGUGCAAGAGAAUGGAAAGGAGAAACAAAGCAGGCCAAACAGAUGAGGGAGGCAUAUGAAGAAUUGUUUAGGAGCUGUCAUAUCAAAUACCUGAGACAAGUCAGGAGGGACAACUACAGUGUAGUAAGAGCAGUGCUUUUUCAGAUAUUCAGCCAAGGCAUUCCUUUUGCUUCGUGGAUGAAGGAAAGAGAUAUAUUGAAGCUCCCUGAAAAGCUUUUGUAUUCUCAAGGUUGUAACUGGAUUCAGCAAUAUAGCUUUGGGCCAGAAAGAUACACGGGUCCCAAUGCCUUUGGGAAGCUGCGCAAAUGUAUGGAGGCCUUAAAGACAAAUUGGGCUGAAAUGAGUGCUACAAGAGAUCAUGAAGAAAGAGGAAGCAUGUGUAAUACACUGUUUUCUGAUGAAAGCAAGGAAUACAAACUAUAUGAGGCCAUAAAAUUCAUCAUGCUCUAUGAAGUUGUUGAAGCCUAUGAGCAGAUAAAGAGCAGGAACAAACCCGUACACAACCUUUUUAGCCUUCUCUUUGCUCGUGACUCUUCAUCUGACCCUCUGAGUUUCAUGAUGAAUCAUCUGAACUCCAUAGGUGACUCUAUUUGCUUAGACCAGGUUGACCUGCUUCUUCUUGGAUACUUACUUGAAGUAAAGAUACGAGUUUACAGACUGCAUAGGUUUAAUACUGAGGAAUUUCAAGUAAAUUAUCCGGAUGAAUACCGAAGGGAAUGGAAUGAGAUUUCUCUCCUGACUGAGGAUGACCACUACUAUCACAUCCCCCUUUUCAGAACGUGAAGGACCAGUGACUUUUUUCUUUCCUUUGUAUAGUGUAGUGAAUGACCAGUUCCAGUGAAUUAGGUUUCUAAUCAGCAGCAGUAAAAUCUUAAGAAUGCUCAUUAAUGAUUACAAAAUGGUUUAUGGGUUUGUUGUGUAAACAUUUUGCUUUCCUGUUGCAGCUCAGUUCACCGUCAGCCAUAAAAACCAUAAAAUAUAUUGCUAUACUCUCUGGGUCAAAAAAAUGUGAAGUUUGAGAGUUGUCAGACAAAAAAAAUUGGACUGCCUGACAGCAAAGGCAAAGGUUAUGCUGAGUUUUCUGUUGCUAGCCUAAGGGUUUACUCUGACAUCCGUGGAUGGGUUAAACUCAAGUGCCUAAAGCAAUGACUGCCUUUCCCUACUCCUGUCUGUCUCUAGCUGGGAAGGAUGACUCACAGAGGAAGGAAAUCCCAGGGUCCCACAGUUUAUGUUCCAUGCUAUUUAACUUGCAUUGACUUGGGAUGAGAGGAUAUAAACUGGGGCCUCUGCAUGGCUGCUUGAAAUCCACUUGGCUUCCCUUGUUGCUGGAGUACCUCUCUCCAGGGAUGGGCAGGGCAAGCAGCAGCAGGUUGCACUUAACUUCAGACAUGGGAAAUGGAGCUGUCUGCACCCAGUGGUGCUCCCUGAAGGUGAAGAGCUGUGGCACAGGGGGAGAAAAUCAGCACAAAAGAAUACUGUGCCAGAUGAAUGGAAGAUCUCCUGUGUGGGUAAAGCACAUCGCUUUCUCCAAGGUAAAAAGGGCAGCGUUAAUAGAUAACACCCAACAGAGUCACAGCCAGUGGCUGCAUAUGGUUUUUGUCAACUUGUAAAUCCUUUAAGGGCUAAUUUCAACAUUACCUGCCAAGAUUUCCUUUGCAGUUCAUCUGAGAAAGCUGUGCAUGGAAUACAGGCCAAAAUACUGCAUUUUCAAAAAAUAUUUUUUAUGCAUUAUGUGAAUUCAGCAGUGUUGCAUAUAUGUUUUAUCCUCUGAUUAUGUAUUAAUCUUAUUGCCUAAGAUUGCUAUCUUUAAUUUAGAUCCAUGUGUUUGAAGGAGUCUGUCCAGGACAAGUAAAUGAGAUUUAUCUUCUUACAUGGAACAUUUUGCUCAGUUCUAUUUUCUAAAAGAAUCAAUAUGUGUUUUGAUUACUUCAAAAUAAGGGACUUUAACUUGAAGUAUUAAGUCUUGCAAAAUAUUUGUGGAAAGCUUACAAUGCCACAGGCUAAUUGUUGUAUUGAAGAGGAUGUGAUUUAUUAAGGAACAAAGCCGCUUCUUUCCUUAUCCCAGAGGUAUGGGGACAAGGUAUGUUUUAUUAAACCUGCAGGAUAAAAUGCAAGCCAGUAGCAAAAAUGGGAGCAGGGCCUGCAGGAGCUAAAGCAGUUGCAUGAGGUAUCUUCAUGGUAAUGCUUGGAGUCAGUGGAGCGUGCUCAGUUCCUUUGUGUAAAGAAAAGCUAUUUUAUCCCUUAUGCUCCUUUUAUUUGUGUGUAUAUAUAUAUAAAUAUAUAUAUAUUUAUAAAUACAAACACCUGAGUUCUGUAUUGUAGCUGUUUGGUUUCCUGAAAGUUCGAGUUCAGUUUUGGUGAAUGAUUUGUAGAUUUUAAGAAGGCUUGAUAGCUGUAAUAAUAUCAUCUCAUCAAAAGCUGCAUAGCAAGUACAUUUAUUUAUUAAAAGAAAGUUUUUUCAUGGAAUGAAAUAAUUUUCUUAUUUUAGAUUUGGUUCUGCUCUGCAUGAGGAAAAGUUAUAAUACCUAAGUGUAUUUUGCAUCAACAGUAACAUUUACAGUUAUCAAUAAACUUGUCUAUAUUUUAUUCUUGUUUUGGUACAAACAGACAUACCAUAAAUAAGUAUGUAUUUUGUAGUGGGCUUUUUAAUGAUUUGUGUAUUAUUUGUGUUUAGGAAUAUAAAAGCGUUCCAGCUGAAAGUGAUAAAUUGUGAAAAUGUAAAUUUUUGUGAUCUUGAGCAUAUUAAUAGCAGGGAAAAAUCUAAAACAGA
Messenger RNA from Passer montanus (Eurasian tree sparrow), 4438 nucleotides. RefSeq names its product OTU deubiquitinase with linear linkage specificity like (gene OTULINL). The transcript is spliced from 8 exons. Gene Ontology annotation, cellular component: cytoplasm. Bases 1342 to 2451 code for a protein of 369 amino acids. Lineage: Eukaryota; Metazoa; Chordata; Aves; Passeriformes; Passeridae. Gene Ontology annotation, biological process: protein linear deubiquitination. Gene Ontology annotation, molecular function: cysteine-type deubiquitinase activity. The record is from RefSeq and is a predicted model, not a curated record.